AUGGGACACCAACACUCAAAACUUACCAAAGACGAAAUCAAUCAACUCGCAAACAGUUCAUCAUUCACCAAAUCAGAGGUAAAUGAAUUAUAUCAUGAUUUCAAGAAGCAUGACAAAGACGGAAAUGGUGUUUUAGAUAGAAACGUAUUUAAACCUAUAUUACAAAGAAAGAAAUAUAAUAUUAACUUUAUUUCAUAUUAUAAUAAUAAUUACUCUAUAGAAUUCAUUUCAUUCUUCUCAACUAGAUUACCAAAAUUCAACUCUACUCAAUUGAAUAAUUUAUUUGAUUCAUUCGACAGUGAUGGUAGCGGAUCAGUUGAUUUCAAGGAAUUGGUUGUUGCAACUUCAGUUAUUGGUAAGGGUACUGCUGAAGAGAAAUUAGGAUUUAUGUUUGACACCUAUGAUAAGGAUAAGAGUGGAAGCUUGGAGAAGGGUGAAGUCGACAAUAUCAUCAACAUGAUGAUCUCUGUUGGAAAGGCAAUGGGUAAGAGUGACAAGGAUAUCACUGUCUUUGUUAACAAGCUUAUCGAGAAGGUCGAUGUCGAUAAAAACCAAACAAUCACUCGUGACGAGUGGAUUUCACAAGGUAGCAAGAGUCCAUCUGUCUUGACAUUGCUCGGUUUGUAA
Molecule: messenger RNA, 627 nt
Organism: Heterostelium album PN500
Lineage: Eukaryota; Evosea; Eumycetozoa; Acytosteliales; Acytosteliaceae
Product: EF-hand domain-containing protein
Exons: 3
Coding region: 1-627 (208 amino acids)
Molecular function (GO): calcium ion binding
Source: RefSeq, a predicted model, not a curated record